Pisolithus orientalis is the source of this 4225-nucleotide messenger RNA. RefSeq lists its product as uncharacterized. The record is from RefSeq and is a predicted model, not a curated record. Gene Ontology annotation, molecular function: DNA-binding transcription factor activity, RNA polymerase II-specific. The coding region runs from base 333 to 3944 and encodes 1203 amino acids. NCBI's taxonomy places the organism in Eukaryota, Fungi, Basidiomycota, Agaricomycetes, Boletales, Pisolithaceae. Gene Ontology annotation, biological process: regulation of transcription by RNA polymerase II. Gene Ontology annotation, cellular component: nucleus. The transcript is spliced from 3 exons.
UUACGACCCUAAGCCCUCUAUCUGGCUUGUGACUUUACAUAAGUGAAAUACCUUCUACUGGUCACAUACACGCUGCAUGAUAGCCAGCCUACGUUGUUCAUGAUUAUGGAACUCACCGAUACGCAACGGUAAGUCAGUCCCUCCAUCCUUUCUAAUCCGGGCGAGCCUAGGUGAAUCUAGUGUGCCACCGCCGUCUGGCCACCUAGUCUGGUGACCAGGCCAUAUGGUAUUAAUGAGGCAGGCCGUCGAUAGAAGGCCUCAAACUCAAAGAUAAAUCAAGUGGCUGGCGCUGCGCCAGCUCCCACAUAGACAGCGGUGAUUCUAGUCAAACCAUGUCCCAUGUUUUGUACUGGCCAGGCCGGAUUUACUUCUAUCCGCUCGGCAACACUUCUGCUAUCUGCCUCACAGAGGAAUUGCCUCCAGAACGCAAGGCGGAUGUGCUGUUCCUUGGUGGUGGAGAUCCUAGGAACAUUUUGUACACGGUGUACGCUGAUGCUUCGCUGUCGAAUGAACCUCGCAAACUUGACGUCACCUGCUGCGAUUGCGAGGCAGCUGUCCUUGCUCGCAACACGUUACUCUUUACGCUCUUAGUCGACGAUGGCGCAGAAGGUAGACUUUCCAGCAUCUGGAACGUAUUUUAUCACAUGAUGCUGGAUGAAACAUCGCUCUCGUUGCUCAUCGAGCAAUGUCGCAAGCUGGUUCCGCUUGCGGAAAGUCUGGAUUCGUGGAGACAAGGUCCUUAUGCGCACAUCGUCAGCAUGUGCAACUCAGAUACCCUUUCGGAGAUUGGUCGAUUCUGGAAACUUUGGCUUGGGACAUCGAACUUCAAUGCUACGCAAGCUAAGCGUUUCAAGGAGAACUUUCAGAAUGGAAUGAACAGCGUACAGAAGCGAUUUGAAGCCAGCAUGGUAGUGACUCCUGUGCGUUCAGCGGGACCUCUCGCACAAGUAGCACUACUCGCUGUUUCGGAACCAUUCAAGCGGUUUUGGGCGACUGGGGUCACGGACGACGGGUUCCCAGACGUGAAGCCAGCAAACCACCUCAACCCUACCUUCGCAUUCUCUCUGUUCGGAGACGAGUUCGCUGUACACUAUGGUACAGACCCCCUCUCGAGUUUUCAUCUCGCUGAAGCUCUAGCAUCUUCUGGUCUGGAGUUAUCUAACCAGACAGGGUUGGUAAUCCCCAAAAUCGUGCGGACUGCUCGCCAGCAGUUUAACACCUGGUGCAAGGCCGUCAUACGCCGUAUCCACAAUACAAGUGCGUCCUCAGCAUCCUUGACGGUGCGGAUGUAUGCUGGCGAGGCACUUGCGUUCUGUCAAGCACUCUAUUCUGUUAGCAGGCCCUCCGUGGGGCAUACUCCGAUAUUCAUCGCGCCGUGGAGGCGAUUAGUGGUACAGCUUGACGACACAUUAUACUCCCCGAAUGCCCAUUCGCCUGCUCCGACUUCGUUCAACGUAAUCGACACGUCUAAUCUCAUUGAUCAUGUCGGAUUGUUGAACCUGCUCGCGGUUACCAUUCCCCUCCUCUCCGACUCUCCCUCAUCAACACUCUACACAGAAGCUCUACUUCCUGUAGGUGAUUCACCUGCCCAACGUAUCCUGGACCAAGUGUGCGGUAACCUCUCUACCAUAUCGCUCCUGUUAGGUGUCGUCCCUUCUGCAUAUAUUUCCCGUUUCAACACACGUUCCAACACCUCCGAGACCAUGAUACAGGCCAUCUUGCGCUCUUACACCCAGUAUCAUGAACGUCUUGCUUGGAAACGUAUCAGUUUUGGACAUUCCUCCGAUAGUUUACAAGAAGCCGAACUUUCGUUUACCCCAUCCCAACUGGCCAGAACUCUGUUCGACAUAUACUCGAGGAUGUUCUCUGAUCAAGAUCUAGGAAAACAGAGGGCCAUCAUGUCUCUUGAUGAAUCUCAGAUGGCGCAGAAGAUACAGUUUUCAGGGAUUAUCCAUUAUACCCGCCGCAGCUUUGCUCUGUUGAUCGCGCAUAUCAGCACAAGAGUCCGCUGCGACUGGAACCGAGUCAUCAAUGAUCUAAAGGAGUUGAUUCUGAACGACCGUACGCCUAUGGGCGGAGGAAAUUUUUUUCAUGAAAUGGCUUGUCAUCUGUACCUCGCAGGUUUCCGCCUUCCGUGGUCUAACCCUACCGAAGUACAGAGAUGUCGCUCUAAUGAAGACCCCCCCAUUUUCAGGACGUGGAGCGCGGUUCCCGAAGUCGUAACGGUCGUGCUAGUCGUUCCACGUCACGCUAUCGCCAAGAUACAAUCUGACCUUUCGGACAUUGGUACGCCAACUUUGCAAUGCGAAAUACAAUUCAACCUCAAUUGGAGUGCCUUCGCAUGUAUCUCUGCUUCGUUUGGCAAGCUUGAGGUAUCAGGCGAGGGCGAGAAUAAGGUGGCAGCCGUCGUGGAAGACACAGCUGGGAUCAAGGGCAUGUCGCCUUUGAUCGUCUCCUUUCCUAUGCUUUCUAUCUCUCUCAUGGUUAUGUCGGGAGGGACAGUUGGCCUAGUCGUCCGCCCCACUGUCGGAACUGCUCCAUUGGUGUCAAAGUUAGGGCUAGAAAUGUGCCUGUUCAAGGCUCUGUUGACCGAUGGACGAUAUGCCCAUGUCCUAACAAGUGCACCAAUAUCCGCCAAUGAUAGGAUCAGCUGGGAGCCCCCGCUUGUACCUCCUGAAUCGCACGCGAUGACUCGGAGACAUCCGAUCCAUGUAGAAAUGGACCAGUCCAAUACCCAAAUACAGUCCCUCACCGCACACAUCGACAUCGUAGACCCUGUAGGACAGGCUUCACUUUCCAGCGGUUGCGCAGUUACUGUGGAGCAAUGGUCUCUGAAUAAAGCCAAGAUACACGUGGAUCAAUAUCAACAUAUCAUCCCCUUCCCUCUCCCCGUCGACGCAACAAAUGCCAAACUUCGCAUAGCACGGAAGUCGAAGUAUGUCGAGGUGAGGUUCAUAGGCACAUUCCAUGAUCCGUGGUUCACAUUGGAACAGGUGGUUGCGCCAAUGAUACUGACACUCAACGUCAAGGAAGAAUCCAAUAUCUCGGAGAAUUUCAGAACGGCCUUUGAUUGUGGUAUUCCGACACUCUGGAGUAUGCACCGCUUGAAUUUGGACCGUUGCCCGUCCUUCAAGCUCUCCACGAGUCGCAAAGCGUUCGACUGGCUUGGAACCCACGUCCGAUUUAUGUUUUCGCAAAGGGAGCGCUUGUUGCGUAAACGGCGCGCGUUUCCCGGAUCUACUCCUGACACAUUUAUGAAUUUGAAGGACUCCCUCUACACUAUUUUCACUUCCACCACCGGAUUGGAAGGGCCCAUUCAUACUGAGUUUACCUUGUGGAACCCUGGAGAGAAAGGAUUCUACGCAAUGAUUCUCGUUACCGAUAUCCGACUUGAUGUUGGCUCCCACACGGUCGUAGCUGAUUCAUGGAUCAUACCGGGGUCGAAUGGUAUUCGGGACAAAUUGAUGAGAGAGAUAGCAGGGAAACUUUUUAUCAAAACAGAUGCCAACGAAUCCGAAGCAUGGAGACAUUUGCUUCCGUUGUUAAUCGAGCGGUGCCGCACUUGGAAGCACAAGUCAAGUUGCGAGUACCUCGUUCAUAACUCUAUUCCUCUCUACCCAGGUGCUGGGUCGGACGCAAACAAGGUGCCGUGGUGCUCUUGUGGGAUGGGCAUCGGGACGGAAGUGUUGAGGGAACGGUACGGCAGCGUCUCGGCCAAGUACGCGACGAGGGCAGCAAUCAGUCCGUUAUUCGCUGUCUCGUAUAUGGAAAAAAUAGAGGUGAAGACAGACGACCCGGUUGACCGCUUGAAAAGGUGCGCCGCGUGUGGAAAAGGGGGCGUUCCGUUGUCUGUAUGCUCCAGGUGCAAGAGGGUCAAGUACUGUUCAAAAGAUUGUCAAGUAAAGGAUUGGAAAACGCACAAGAAGAACUGCGUGAUGACAUGAGCCCACGGUAACAGCACCCAUGUCAUCGUUAUAUUUUGUACCUACACUGUAAACCCAUCUUCCGUAACACAUCAGGGUUCCAUCGCGUUCCGUUCCAUAUGUACUCUCUUUUCUUUUUUUUCUUUACCACUUAUACUGUUGUCUUUCCGUCACUGCGCCAGUGUGAAGUACUGUACUCCUUCCUCGUUCUCAUUCAUAUGAAUGGCACCGCUACAUACAACAUAACACUUGGAUUUUUUCCCGCCACUUCUAAUCAAACCUCAACAACUUCAAAGUGAAAU